GCCCCCUAGCUUUAGGUAUCUACUCCUAAGCCAAUUGCACAUCGCGAGAUGCUCCUCUCCCAGGCUCGCCGCUGUUACCUCCGGCGACCGCCCACUCUCUUCUCCCACCAACUUCUCUCCCCUUCUCUUCCCCCUGAAACCCCCUUCUCCAAGUCCUCUUCAUUUCCAGUGUUUUACCGAUCCUCCUCUUCCAUACCCAUCACGCCCGUCGCCUACCCUCCGAAGCCCAAGGAAUCAGAUGAGACAGUUGAGAACCAAACCUCUUCAGCCGCCAGAAUGCGGCCUUCGAGAAGGGAACUGGAGCCGAGUGAAAGGGCUGAUUCGACGCCGCCGGAAGCCGGGGCGGCGUCACCUGACUUUGAUCCGCGGGCGUGGACUCGACGGGACGUGCGGUUUGUGAAGGAUGUCCCGAAGAUAACGCCGGUUUCUUAUCCUUCGCGUGUGGCGCCGCUGCCGGAGGACAGGACGGCAGCUCCUGAAGCUGCAGAGGAAGAGUUUCCACGUGGGGAUCUCCAGAGCGAGGCAAGGAAGAUCCGAUCUGAUGCAAGGGUGAGAAGCUAUUUUGGAUUGACGCAGGAGGAGAUCAUCCCAUUUCCCACGCUGAUUAAGCUUGAUAAACGGCCUACGAAGGUUCCCAUGGAAUUGACUGUGGCCAUCCGUGAGGUUAAGGCUAAUGCUAAGCGAAAUUUUCUUGAAACUGUCGAGGCCCAUGUAAACUUGGGUGUUGAUCCAAGACGAAGUGAUCAGAUGGUUCGUGGUGCAUUAACAUUACCUCAUGGUACUGGAAAGACUGUCAGGGUAGCUGUAUUUGCAGAAGGAGCAGCCGCUGAUGAAGCGAGGGCUGCAGGAGCGGAUAUUGUCGGCGGUGAUGAACUCAUUGAGGAAAUAAAAGCCGGAGGUGGUAAAAUCAAGUUUGAUAAGUGCAUAGCAACUCCCAUGUUUAUGCCUCGUUUGUCUAAGAUUGGCAGGAUUCUUGGUCCACGAGGUUUGAUGCCAAACCCCAAAUUAGGGUCUGUGACAAAUGAUGUUUCUGGAGCUGUAAAGGCAGCAAAAUGUGGACGCAUUGAUUUUAAAAUUGAUAAAACUGCCAUUGUUCAUGUAGGCCUUGGGAAGAUGCCUUCUUUAGUGAGUUGCAAUCGUGACUUCCCUACUACAUCUAUCGAUGCCAUUGAGAUCCCGCUGAUGUUGGUUAACUUCACCGAGGAUAAUUUACGUGAAAAUAUUGGAGCUUUUGUGAAUGCACUUUUAGUGGCAAAGCCUGUGGGCCUUAAGAAAACUUCCAAAUAUGCUGGUUAUGUGAAGAAUUUCACAUUAAGCAGCACGAUGGGCCCUGGUUUUCCUGUGACAAUUCAGUCAUUAUCUGCAGCUGCAGAUACCUAUACCAAAGUGCAAGCUAAAUAAUAAUUUUUUGGGUGCUUUACCAUUGAAUUAUGCCAGCAGAUGGAAAAAUCCAAUUUCAGAUACUGGAAACAAGGCAAAGUUGUUCUUUGACUGCUCUGAUCAUCUAGGUAAUUUUCAACUAUGUUCCAAGUGUUAGGCUAGGUAAUUUUCAACUAUGUUCCAAGUGUUAGGGUUCUAUGAUAUUGAAAUUAAUUAAUAUCUACAUGAGCAUUGGUUCCGAGGUUGAUCCUUCUGUUAUCCUGAAGUUUUGAGCUAUUCUGUGACCUAUAUUUUAACCAACCUAUGUGAUUCCAUCAUUGCCUGCUUUGAGCUUUUUUUUUCCUUUUGUGAUAUUUUAUUUAAUGUAUUUUUUAGAAAUUUACAUUAUGAAAGGUUCCUUCA
Messenger RNA from Dendrobium catenatum, 1782 nucleotides. Its product is annotated as 50S ribosomal protein L1. Gene Ontology annotation, molecular function: structural constituent of ribosome; RNA binding. The coding region runs from base 49 to 1401 and encodes 450 amino acids. The record is from RefSeq and is a predicted model, not a curated record. Gene Ontology annotation, cellular component: large ribosomal subunit. NCBI's taxonomy places the organism in Eukaryota, Viridiplantae, Streptophyta, Magnoliopsida, Asparagales, Orchidaceae. The transcript is spliced from 11 exons. Gene Ontology annotation, biological process: translation.